GUAAUUUUAUGGGAUCCAGUUCGUAAGACAUUUUGUGGUGGAAGUCUACUGAAUGAAAGAUGGGUAGUAACAGCUGCUCACUGUUUUUAUAUGAAACGUAUAAAACAGCCAAUUGAUAAAGACAGAAUUGUCAUAAAGUUGGGUAAACAUGAUCAGUAUAAUUCAGAAGAAGAAGAAUUUAUAACUGGAAUUCAGAGUUAUGUCAUUCAUCCAGGAUAUAAUAGAGGAAAUCAUGAUAAUGAUAUUGCUCUUAUUCAACUGAUACAUACUAUUCAGUUUACUGAUUAUAUAAGUCCCAUAUGCUUAGGAGAUCAACAAUUUGUAAAUGAUGUGUUUUUUGAAAAAUCUUUAUACAUGGGCACUGUAACAGGAUGGGGCCAAUUAAAAGAAGGUGGAGCUCAGCCAAGAUUUCUACAAGAACUUCGAAUGCCAAUUGUAAAUUGGGAUGUUUGUCGUCAAUCCACAAACUAUCGUACAACCAGGAAUAUGUUUUGUGCUGGAUAUGCUGAAGAAAUAAUUGGAGAUGCUUGUAAAGGAGACAGUGGUGGACCAUUUAUUACAGAACAUCAAGGAAUGUGGUACUUAAUUGGUAUAGUCAGUUGGGGUGAAGGAUGUGGACGAAAGGGAAAAUAUGGUUUUUACACAAAAGUGGACAAUUAUCAUCCAUGGAUUAAAGGAAUUAUUAAUUUAUAAUAUGCAUUUCCUAAUUAAUUCUGUAUUCAUUACACUGUAAAAACAAAAUUUGAAAUAAUUGAAGUACACUAAAGUAUUAAUAGAAUAGCAAGUUUUGUUUCUUCAAGAAAAUUAAAGUUUCAUACAUACUGUA
This is a messenger RNA of Centruroides sculpturatus (bark scorpion), 826 nucleotides long. Its product is annotated as prothrombin-like. Gene Ontology annotation, biological process: proteolysis. The record is from RefSeq and is a predicted model, not a curated record. The transcript is spliced from 2 exons. NCBI's taxonomy places the organism in Eukaryota, Metazoa, Arthropoda, Arachnida, Scorpiones, Buthidae. The annotation marks the transcript as partial. Gene Ontology annotation, molecular function: serine-type endopeptidase activity.